Molecule: messenger RNA, 1548 nt
Organism: Acanthopagrus latus (yellowfin seabream)
Lineage: Eukaryota; Metazoa; Chordata; Actinopteri; Spariformes; Sparidae
Product: olfactory receptor 51E1-like
Exons: 5
Coding region: 4-1548 (514 amino acids)
Biological process (GO): G protein-coupled receptor signaling pathway
Cellular component (GO): membrane
Molecular function (GO): G protein-coupled receptor activity; olfactory receptor activity
Source: RefSeq, a predicted model, not a curated record
UCAAUGGAAGAAGAAUCUAAUGUAACAUACAUAACUCUUGAUGGGUAUGUAGAAAUAGAAAAAUACAGAUAUCUUUAUUUUGUGAUUAUAUUUACAAUAUACGUUCUUAUAAUUUGCUGUAAUUCUACUAUUGUAUAUCUCAUUGUGACAAACAAAAGCCUCCAUGAGCCCAUGUACAUUUUGAUUGCAGCUCUCUUAAUCAACUCUGUUCUUUUCAGCGCUGCUAUCUACCCAAAGCUUUUGAUUGACUCUUUAUCUGUAAAACAGAUGAUAUCUCAUCCUCUGUGUCACUUUCAAUUUUUUAUAUUUUACUCUUCAGGUGGUUCAGAGUUCUUACUGCUGUCAGCCAUGGCCUAUGACAGAUAUGUUGCUAUAUGUAAACCUCUGCAAUAUCCAACUAUCAUGAGAAAAACAACCAUAAGUAUUUUCUUAGUUUUGUCUUGGCUUUUGCCUGCUUUUCAGGUCGCUUUGUCAGCUAUGUUUAGUGCUCACAGCAAAGUUUGUAACUUUACCUUGAAAGGAAUCUUUUGUAAUAAUUCAGUUUACAGACUUCACUGUGAGACCUCAAGAGCACUCUCUGUGUAUGGUGUGAUUAUUUUACUCAAUAUUGUAGUUUUACCUUUGCUGUACAUUGUUUUCACAUACACAAAGAUACUCAAAAUAUCCUAUCAAAGCUGUCGAGAAGUGAGGAAAAAAGCUGCACAGACCUGUGUACCUCACCUGCUUGUUUUAAUCAACUUUUCAUUGUUAUGUACAUGUGAUAUCACAUUACUUAGACUGGAAUCAGACAUUCCAAAAACUGCACGUUUAAUAAUGACUUUACAGCUGGUUAUGUAUCAUCCUGUCUUGAAUCCAAUCAUAUAUGGACUAAAAAUGAAAGAAAUUUCCAAACAUCUCAAGAGGUUGUAUCCAUUAUUUGCCUUUUUUACAUCCACAUACUGGAAGUGUCUAUUGGCGAAGGAGUCUCGUCCCCCUGCAGGUCACUAUCACAGCAAGGAGAGAGAAAAUGUCCUGGCUCCGCCACUGUCCAUCCUGUCCUGUGCUGUGCAGCUGGAGAACCACACCAUGCAGCACCUCCAGGGGAACCCAACCCGUACCUACGCCUUCGCCUUUGUCUACGUCGCCAGCCUCCAGGGGGUUCCAGCCCGCGCUUUCGCUUUCGCCGCCAGCCUCCAGGGGGUUCCAGGCCGCUCCUACGUCUUCGUCGCUGCCCUCCUGGCGAGUUCCAGGCCGCGCCUACGUCUUCGUUGCCACCCUCCGGCAAGUUCCAGGCCACGCCUACGCCUUCGUCGCCGGCCUCCGGCGAGUCUGAGGCCGCGCCUACGCCUUGGUCACCGGUCCAAGGAUGACAACAAACUAGCACUGUCCAUUGAAGACAAAGCCUUCCUAGCUCUCAUGGAUUCAGAAGUCCUCAUCAAAAUGAGGAGAACAGCUGGGUGGCUCCUUUACCCUUUCGGCUUCCUAGACAAUGCCUUCCAAGCAACAGGGAGCAAGCUUAGAAAUGCCUCUGCUCACUUCAGAGAACCCUGGAGAAAAAGCCAGAAAUGA